Molecule: messenger RNA, 936 nt
Organism: Porites lobata
Lineage: Eukaryota; Metazoa; Cnidaria; Anthozoa; Scleractinia; Poritidae
Source: the annotation of a GenBank genome assembly
AUGGGUGGAUACAGAUCUGUGUGGCAUACACUUCGACUUGACGGGAUUCAAGUUCCUCGACAAGUAGUUGCAACAGUCGUGAGGGAACUCGACCCCUUGGGUUGUAAGAUGAGGAAAGGGAAACGACUGAAAAGAAGGAAAUAUUAUGCUCCAGGUCCUAACUUUUGCUGGCACAUUGAUGGAUAUGACAAAUUAAAACCUUUUGGUUUUCCUAUACAUGGCUGUAUCGACGGCUGGAGCAGAAAGAUUAUGUGGUUACAAGUAGCGCGUUCAAACAAUAAUCCUGAAGUUCCAGCGAAGAAUUUCUUAGAGUGUGUUACUGAAUACGGCGGUUGUUCAGUCAAAGUGCGUAGCGAUUGUGGCACUGAAAAUGGUGUCUUGGCGGCAAUACAGUGUGAAUUUAGAGGUACAGCUGAUGCACAUGUGUUUGGAUCGUCUCCUUCUAAUCAGAGGAUUGAAGGGUGGUGGUCGUUCUAUAGAAGGAAUCGUUCUACUUGGUGGAUCAACUACCUCAAAGAUUUGAUUGAAAAAGAUGAAUUUCACCCAGGAAACCAGUUAGAGGAAGAAGCUUUGUGGUAUUGCUUUUCUAGAAUUCUGCAAGAAGACCUGGACUUAGUAAGAGAACACUGGAACACCCACCGCAUCCGGGACUCUAAGCAUGACACUGUGCCUGGUAGACCUGAUGAAUUAUUUCUUUUACCAGAGUGUAAUGGGGGAAUUGAUGGGCUACUUCUUCCAGUUUCUACUGAGAAACUACGUUUUGUGUCAGACAACUUGUUAGAGCAUGAAGAUGAAAUUAACGAAUUUCAGAAUUACUUUGACUACAUUACGGCUAACAGCAGCUUUCAUCUACCAAGCAACUGGAGAGAGGCAGAAUGGUUGUAUCUGCAAUUUGUUAGUAUUGCUACCCAGCAGAUGAUGAACAACUGCCUUUAA